Molecule: messenger RNA, 7230 nt
Organism: Venustampulla echinocandica
Lineage: Eukaryota; Fungi; Ascomycota; Leotiomycetes; Helotiales; Pleuroascaceae
Exons: 3
Coding region: 1-7230 (2409 amino acids)
Biological process (GO): actin filament organization; vesicle transport along actin filament
Cellular component (GO): actin cytoskeleton; myosin complex; cytoplasm
Molecular function (GO): actin filament binding; microfilament motor activity; ATP binding
Source: RefSeq, a predicted model, not a curated record
AUGGCCUCGAAUCCAGGACAUGUUCGCAAUAACCCUUUUACGAGAAACAACUCGCCUUCGCCCUCGCCAGGCCCAGGGAUCCCCAAUGGCAGACCAAAAUCCCUAACAAUGGCAUCCCCAUUGUCUGGAAACGGAACCCAGAGCCCGCCAUACAAUCGACAUCAAUCAUAUUCCUCCCUUGCGGGAGUAGUGGCCCCGACUAAUGAUGGGACUACACGGUACCGCUCCGAUUCUAAGAACGGAACCCCUACUUCCAAUACAUUUGCGCCUUCAUUUAUAAAGUCGGAAGAAAUCCGAAACGGACCUGAGCCUGUGAGAGGCAUUGAAGGAGAGAAUGAUUUCUCCGGUAAGAGAUAUGUCUGGUUGAAAGACCCACAGGUAGCAUUUGUGAAGGGAUGGGUUGUGGAAGAGGUGGGAAGCAACCAAAUACUCGUCCAGUGUGACGAUGGAAGUCAACGAGAAGUGAGUGCAGAUAGCGUCGACAAGGUCAACCCGGCGAAGUUCGACAAGGCAGACGAUAUGGCAGAGCUCACCCACCUUAACGAAGCCUCCGUUGUUCACAAUUUGCACAUGAGAUAUCAAGCGGAUCUGAUAUACACCUAUUCUGGCCUGUUUUUGGUCGCAAUAAACCCAUACUGCUCUCUCCCUAUUUAUACAAACGAGUACAUCAACAUGUACAAAGGCCAGAGCCGAGAGGAGACAAAACCACAUAUCUAUGCCAUGGCAGAUGAGGCAUUUCGAAAUUUAGUAGACGAGGGCGAAAACCAAAGUAUCUUGGUGACUGGUGAAUCUGGUGCUGGGAAAACUGAGAAUACCAAGAAGGUUAUCCAGUACCUUGCAGCUGUGGCACAUUCAGAAUCGCCAAUGAAAGCCAAAGCUCAACAGCAUUCGAAUCUUUCCCAACAAAUUCUCCGUGCAAAUCCAAUUCUAGAAGCCUUUGGAAAUGCUCAGACUGUGAGAAACAACAAUUCCUCGCGGUUUGGAAAGUUCAUUAGAAUUGAAUUCACUCGAACGGGUACUAUCGCAGGUGCAUUUAUAGACUGGUACCUCUUAGAGAAGUCACGAGUCGUAAGACUCAAUCCCCAUGAGCGAAAUUAUCAUGUGUUCUAUCAGCUACUAAAAGGAGCGGAUCGAAAAUUAAAGCAUGAUUUCCAACUGGAUGACCAGGACGUGGAAGACUUUACCUACACGAGGGAUGGCCAGGAUACAAUCACUGGGGUCUCGGAUCGAGAUGAAUGGGACUCGCUGAUUGAAGCGUUCAAUAUAAUGGGGUUCUCCGAGAAAGAGCAGGUCUCCAUUCUUCGAACUAUUGCUGCAGUGCUGCAUCUGGGGAAUGUUACAGUGGUAAAAGAGAGUAGAGGGGCCGACCAGGCGCGGUUGGCCCCAGAUGCCCGUGUCCACGCCGAGAAAGUCUGCAAAUUGCUAGGGAUCCCCAUGGAACCAUUUAUUCAAGGACUGCUGCACCCUAAGGUCAAAGCCGGCCGAGAAUGGGUGGAAAAGGUCCAGACUCCUGAGCAAGUGCGGCUUGGAAUUGACGCCCUGUCGAAAGGUAUUUACGAGCGGAGUUUCGGUGACUUGGUCAGUCGGAUCAAUAGGCAGCUUGAUCGAACUGGAAUGGGCAUGGAUGACUCCCACUUCAUCGGAGUACUUGAUAUUGCCGGGUUCGAGAUCUUCGAAGAGAACAGCUUUGAACAGCUGUGUAUCAAUUACACCAACGAAAAACUCCAGCAAUUUUUCAAUCACCAUAUGUUUGUGCUAGAGCAGGAGGAAUAUGCUCGCGAACAGAUCGAAUGGAAAUUCAUCGAUUUCGGUCAUGAUCUUCAGCCCACAAUUGAUCUGAUCGAGCUUCCUAACCCUAUCGGUAUUUUCUCUUGCUUAGAUGAAGACUGUGUUAUGCCAAAGGCCACGGACAAAUCUUUCACAGAAAAGCUGCAUUCUCUGUGGGAUCGCAAAACCGCUAAAUAUCGACCUUCGCGACUUGGACAGGGCUUCAUGCUUACCCAUUAUGCGGCCGAGGUGGAGUAUUCUACUGAUGGCUGGUUAGAAAAGAACAAAGAUCCUUUGAACGACAACAUAACAAGACUGCUGGCUGCUUCUACGGAUAAACAUGUUGCGUCUCUUUUUGCCGAUUGUGCGGAGCCCGACGAUGAAACUGGCGCUACUAGAAGCAGGGUCAAAAAGGGAUUAUUCCGAACCGUUGCGCAGAGGCACAAAGAGCAAUUGUCCAGUCUGAUGGCUCAGCUCCACUCAACCCACCCACAUUUCGUGCGAUGUAUUAUUCCCAACCACAAGAAACGCCCUAAGCAGCUUAGUGCGCCCCUUGUGCUUGAUCAAUUACGUUGUAAUGGUGUUCUUGAGGGAAUUCGUAUUGCUCGUACUGGCUUCCCAAAUCGACUCCAGUUCGCCGAGUUUCGACAAAGAUAUGAAGUUCUUUGCCGGAACAUGCCCAAGGGCUAUCUGGAAGGACAAAUGGCAGCUACUAUAAUGCUCGAUAAGCUCGGCCUGGACAAGGCCCUUUUCCGAGUUGGACUUACCAAAGUUUUUUUUAGGGCUGGGGUGUUGGCAGAACUGGAAGAACAACGGGAUGCCUUGAUAAGAGAAAUCAUGUCCCGGUUUCAGUCAAUUGCACGUGGCUUUAUCCAGCGACGGAUUGCCCACAAAAGACUCUAUAGAGCAGAGGCUACGAGGAUUGUCCAGCGGAAUUUCCAGGUAUACCUCGACCUUUGUGAAAGUCCUUGGUGGAGACUGCUCGCCAAGAUGAAGCCCUUAUUAGGUGCCACCCGCACCUCUGGAGAGGUUAAGAAGCGAGACGAAAUGAUAUUGAAACUCAGUGAGAAGAUGAAGCAAGACUCAGCUGAACGCCAACGGUUGGACGAGGAGCGCCGAAAUGCAAAUACUGAAAUGCAAAGGAUCCAACAAACUCUGGAAAGCGAACGAGCCCUAGCCUUAGAUAAGGAAGAGAUCUUCAAGCGGUUACAGUUACGGGAAGCAGAGUUGAGCGAUAAGUUGGCAGGAGCUUUAGACGACCAAGAGAAGCUCGAGGACCAGCUAGAUGACCUCUUUGAAGCAAAGAAGAGUGCCGAAAAUCAAGCUGAGCAAUGGAGAUCUCAACUGGAGCAGGCCGGCUUCAUCAUCGAAAAAUUGGAGAAGGAGAAAAGAGAGUUGUCGGAGAAGCUGCAUGACCUGGACUCACAGCUUAUCGAAUUGGCACAGGCCCAGUCCGCAAGAAGUCAGGACGAAUCACGCCUAAGCCAAGAGGUUAACUUGCUUCAGAGCCAAAUGAGCAUGAAAGACCGCAAGGUCCACGAUCUUGAGAGUAAGCUGCUCAAGGUUGACCAGGACUUGGAUAUAAAGCUUGCAAAUGCCAACAAGGAGCUGCAGGCUACACGGGCGCAGGAACGAGAGCUGGCUAGCGAAAACCGACGAGUGCACCAGCAACUAUCAGAAUUAUCUGCAACAUCUACUAGCUAUGAAGAUCUCGUGCGACGGAAGGAGAGCGAAUUGUCUGUCCUAAGGUCUGAUAAUCGCAAGUAUGAGGAAGAACGCAAGAACUUUGAUACCGAGAAACAAGCAUUAGCGAAGGACAAGGAGAAUGUUGCUAAUCGACUCCGGGAAGUUCAGGCUGAGAUGUUCACCAUGAAGUCACAGAAAACCCAACUCGAAAGGGAGGCCGCAGAUGCGAAAAAGCUGCUCGAUGCAAGGCUGAACGAAGAUGCUCAAGCGGGGCAGAACCGCAAGAUGCUUGAACGUCAAAUUGCAGAUCUCAAAGAACAGCUCGCCGAAGUUCAGAGAGAUCUCAGCAAGGAACGGCAGUCAAGGGAUGAUGUUCAACUGCUUGCUGAGCAUAAAUACCGAGAAUUGAAUGAGAAGUUCCAGGAAGUCAACGAGGCCAAGAUCAUCAUUGAGAAGGAGCUUUACGUGCAACAGGACACUCUCCGACGCGCGAUGGAGGCUCGGACCACCGCUGAGAAGGAGCGUAACGAGGCCCGCAACGAGAUUAGGCGAUUGCGAGAAGCUAAAGCCGCCGCGGAGGAAGCCCGAAUCCAGGCUGAACUUGCAAGCGAUCGGAAUGCGUUACGGCAAGCGCGAGAACGCGAAGCUAGCGUGCGAAAAGACCUCGAAGCGGAGCAGAGUAGAGCGAAGUAUUUCGAGGAAGAGUGUGGCCGCUUAAACCAGGAAGUGAAGGACUUAAGCAAGAUAAUUUCCGAAUCCACUGAUUUCGGGGCUAGGAAUGACAAAGAGAAGGAGCGAUUGGAGCGAGAACUCAACACAGUCAAGAGCCGUCUUAUGGCAUCUGAGAACGACAAUCGUGCCCUGCUAAAUAAACUCCAGCAGAAAGGUCUCGAGUUAGCCCGGUCAGGCUCCAAGGCUAGCGACACUCAACGUAGUCAACUGCUUACUCUUCAACGUGAUAAAACUAAGGUUGAUGAACAGAAUCAGAAACUGCACAAACAGCUAGGAGACGCUCAAUUGGCAUUGGCCUCAGUCGAGAAGCAGAAGGAGAAACUUGAGUUGAGCCUGGAAGAUCUCAAUCAUGAAGUUGCACGAGAACACAAAACUAGCAGGAAUGCUGAAAAGGCCUCAUCUACGUUCACAAGCCAGCUGGCCGAGGCUAACCGAAAACUUGAUGACGAGCAGCAACUUCAUUCGCAAGCACAAGCCAAGAAUAGGCAGCUUCAAUCCAUCAUAGACACUCGUGAGAAGGAGGUACUCCAACUUAUGAGGCUUGUUGAUCCGGAAAUGACCCACCCGCUUCCGCUAGUUGAAGGUGGAAAUGAUCGUAGUCCUACAAAGACCCCAAAUCUCGUCCCAGGUCUAAUCCAAAAGAUAGAGGAACUCCAAAAUAACCUUCGAGUUCAAGCUGCUGGCCGGUCAAAUGCAGAAGCACAGCUAAUCGACCUCCGGAGAAGAUAUGAGGAGGACUUCGUCGAUAACGAGUCUCCGAGUCGUCCCAAAUUGGAGGAGAUCAAUCCCAACCAGGUCUCUUUCAAUCAAUCCCCGAAUCGUCUUAGAGAGAAGCUUAACGCACGAGCUCGCUCCAAUGUAUCAACACCCACCCGUCGCUUCCCCGGCAAUGCGGCAGAACCGGCACAAGAUUCAGGAAGGUCGGAUCGGACGGCUGAUAUCUUGAGCUUCAACAAUCGCAUGGAUCUCAAAACCGACAUCGAGGAGUUACAAAACCAACUUCAAUUAACACAAAUGCAAAACCGACAUCUUCAAAGCCAGCUGGAACGGUCAACCCCUGCUCGAGAGCUGUGGCCGGAGGACAGUCCAUCUCUUCGUCGUGUGCAGAAGCUUGAGCAAGCCAACAGCAGGCUCCAUGAGCUUCUAGACGACUCCGCAAAGAAAGUGUCUACCCUCGAGAAAAGUAUACAGACCGGCGAGCUAUCACUCCGUGAUAUCCAAACCAAGUCACAUGAGGAACUUUUCGACCUGAUAAACAGCCAAGAAGACUCUCGACGGUCUUUGCUACACGUUCAUAAUGACACUGUUGCUGAUUUAGUUGAUACAAAGAAGCAUUAUGAAGAUCUCAAACACACUCGGGCAACCUUGGAAGUCGAAAUGAGGGAUGCCAAGUCAGAACUUGAAGAGAUCAUUGCUCAAAGGGACCAGGACGCUGCAAGCCGCAGCCAGCUUCUGCAGGACUAUGCUGACCUGCAAAUUCGACUUGAUGCGGAAUCUUCGAAAUUGGGGGAUGUCACCUCGAGUCUUUCGCUUUAUAAGAGCCGCGCAGAUGAAUAUUUUAACAAACUUGAGCAAGCGGAGAUUGCUGUGUUGAAAGCUUCACGGGCCGAGCAGUUUGCUAAAGCCCAGUCAAAGGAAGCAGAAGACACGUGCGCAGAGGUUAUGUCCGAGCGCAAGCAAAUGGAUGCCACUAUCGAGGAUAUUCAGCGCCAGAAUCAACGCUAUGAAGAGAAGCUUGAGGAUAUGUCAGCCGAUCUUGAAGCCGCAGUCCAAGCAAGAAAGCGCCUCCAGCAUGAGCUCGAAGAUUACCGCAGCCAGCGAGCCAUGGAUAUCGAGGAUAAAGAAACCAGCAUGGAACAGACUCGGAAGAAAUACCAAGCUGAAUUUGCAACACUCACUAACGAGUUAGACAUUGCUCGGGAAGAGAAGCUCUUUAAACAAGCUGAAAACACUAGGCUUCGGGACGAACUCGAGGAUCUCCGGUCAAAAUGGGACGACGAAGUGCUGAACAGCUCCACUUGGUCGAAAGAAAAAUCUCGCCUGGAAUCGACUUUAUCCGAUCUCCAAGCUUCGAGAGAUGAGGCAGCUAACGCCCACAAAGAUGCCCAAGAGAAGAUAGUUGGGUUCUUGUCCCAAGUGCGAAGCCUAAGAACGACUAUAGAUGAUCUAAGUGCGGAACGUGAUACCCUUCACCGAGAAAAACGCAGUCUUGAAACGCGGUUGGAGGAAGCCAAAUCAGGACUUGACGACCUUUCUCGAAGCGAUAGCCCUGCAUUGCGGAAUGCAGCCGGCAUGGAUCGUGAGCUUUUGGAACUUAAGUCAGUCCUUGCCCAACAAGAAGACAUCGCCACAGCAGCAGUGGGGAAGAUGAGAAGAGCGGAGGCUUUAUCUGCUGAGAUGCAGAAGGAUAUCGUUGCUGAGCGAGAAAUGACUGUUCAACUCAACAAAGAGAAGGCUGGUUUGGAGAAAUCACUCAAGGAACACCAGGUAAAACUAGUAGAUCUCGAGACCAAGGGCUAUUCCAGCGCUAGCCAGGAUGUUAGAUUUUUGCAUGGACGCGUCCAAGAACUCGAAGCCCAGCUCGAAAGCCAAGAGAAUGAGCGCAAUAAAAGCCAACGCUCAGUCCGGAACGUUGACCGCACCGUCAAGGACCUCCAAUCACAAAUCGAACGUCGCGAUAAGAUAAACGCCCAAUUUGAAGAGGACGUCUCGCGAGCUCGCGACAAAGUCGAGAAGCUCCUAAAGACCAUCGACGAAUUGCAGAGCAGCGACUCGGCUAACCAGCUAAGUGCCCGCCGGGCGGAGCGAGAACUGCGUGAGGAGAGAGAAAAAGCCCUCAGGCUGGAGCGCGAGCUCGAGGCUUGGAAAGUCAUGAGGAUGGAGAAAGGAUUCUCGGUCCAUGGUGGUGGAAGUAUGAGGCCGAGUGGGAGCUGGAGACCUGCCAGUGAGUUCAGCGGAACCGGUGUUGAAGAGAAUGGGAUUGAAGUCCCAACCAGGAAGAGUAGUAUUAGUAGGCAGACGAGUCUUAGCAAAGGGUUUUUGUGA